Messenger RNA from Alternaria alternata, 1086 nucleotides. RefSeq lists its product as hypothetical. Bases 211 to 780 code for a protein of 189 amino acids. The transcript has a single exon. NCBI's taxonomy places the organism in Eukaryota, Fungi, Ascomycota, Dothideomycetes, Pleosporales, Pleosporaceae. The record is from RefSeq and is a predicted model, not a curated record.
CAUCAACAACUCUAUGGCGCGCCCCCCGUCCACCUACGCCGCGACGUGCGACCUACCCGUCGAUGUAUACGUCAAUCAACUUCGAUCAUAAAGCUCCCCCCGUGCCAGCCUUAUCCUACUGGGACCCCGAUACGCCGUCACCACUCGCAUCUACCUGCUCACGAGACUCGUCAGACUCACCAAUGAAUCCGUAUCUCGCUCCACCACCAGAUGUCCUCAACCAACUACCUGUACUUACUCCCUAGGGCGACACCCCUUCUUCCUGCGUCUCCACUAUCCAUAUUUGACAGUCCGCUUUCACCGAGGGCACUGACAUUUCUCCGUACACCUACGCCCACACCAACCAGAACGACGUUCCUGUUACCAGCCUCGCCUCUUCCAGUAACCUCUCCAUUCCUAACCCCGAGCUUUCUGUUCCCGCGGACGCCGCCUCCUUUUCCGGAACGAAAGAGGAAGGUGUCCGUGUACGAUGUUGUCAGGGAUAUCGCGGAAAGGAAGGGUAGCGUUGGUAGUAUGGUGAGAAUACGGGAGACAAUGAGGUUGGAGUUCUACCAGUCACUGUUCCUCAAGAGACAGAAGGAUAUGGAUGACCGUUCAAAUGAUAAAAAGAAAGGAGAGGGAGAUCGAUGGAAGAUAAAAGGCAUCUGGGGACGGCUGGUUGGCGGGAGAGACAGCCGGUUAGCCAUGGAGGAGAAGGAAAUAGUACUAUUUGGAGGCCGCGUGAGGAUAUCUAGGCUUCAAGGCAUAGUCUUUCGAGACUCGUCUUUGCCAAAAAGGUAGUUGUGUUGUGUAAAGCGUUUUCUAAACUGUAUGGAUUUCCAGAAAAUAACGUCCCAUGUUCGAGGGCCUCGCGGUAGUUAUUGAGCUCUAAUUCAGUACGGAUUUCAAAGUAGACUGAAAACUUCCAGAGUUCGAGUGACGUAUACGUCAAGUGAUCAUUGGCGCACAUGUAGAGAACUAUGGUAGAUAGUGGCAACAUGAUGUCGUUGUGCUAGCGAAGAGUGUGUGUUGGAUCCACGGCACUCUCGGAAGUUGAUCGACGUAAGAAUCCCGGAAGAUGUCACGUUUCUUCGAUGCGCAACCCAG